GCGGAAGCCGACAAACCCGAGGCGGGAGUUGAACGCGAGGGAUGUUUUAAAUUUGUGCUCAACUGUCGGAUUUUGUUUUACCUUCGAUCGACAUCGUUUAACAUCGAUUAUCGGAUCGCGGCGAGCGAGAGUCCCCUGCAGUGGCUGACCACGGACUUGAGCAUGGCAGAGAGGGUCUCGGGCCUCUCCCCUUCCCCAAGACCACCUGCAAUUCUGCUCAGCAACUCCGCAUUGAGUGGGAGCCCAGGGCAGAGCGGUGACAUCGGCUUCCACAGAAUUCUGUCACAGCUGAAGGAGUUUCACAACCGCAAAGUUGAGGCCCUGCUCGACAAGAUCAACAAGCUCAAGCAGGAGCGCUGCCUGGAUGCACUGACGCUGGAAGAGGUGUUUGAUUCAAACCGGCGUCUCAAAGAGCAGCUCAAAAGGCAGAAGGAGACCAUUCGGGAGCUGCAGCAUCAGUGGCAGUCGGGGGUCACGAUCCAAGAGGAGCCCGGGGGACACGGUGACAAUGAGGGUAACAUCAACAACGACGAGGGCAACGACAACGCCGAGGGUGCAGGCUCCAAGGGCAGCAUGUGGGGCAGAGAUGGACAGCAGCUGGGCCGCACUGCUGCCCUGCGACUCAACAAGGGCAGCCCUGUGCGGAAGCGCGUACGCUACCGCCACCACUCGCUGGAGCGGAGCCACGAUUAUCCCAUGGCAACACUGCGCCAGCAGCACCAGAGGAGGCAGCAGAAGGAGGAGCUUAUCUUUGUUCCAGACACUCUGGCUCUGGAUGUACCGGAUGUGAAGCGCCGCGUGAGUGGCGUCGGCACGGCUACCAAAUCACCACUACCGCCGGCACGAGGUACCGGGCCAUCCCCCCCAUGGGGCCCAAGCACCCCGGACGUCUGCACCACGCCAUUGCCUUCCGAGCUGGGUGAUGACGGUCCCCCAGCACGCGCACCGGAGACACGCUUCAUCUUCACACCCCGUUGUGGACGCAAGCCCCCCAGGGCGUGCGGACACACGGGGUUGUUGGGGCCUCUGCACCACGGGUCGCUCCAGGCGGCAACACCGACCUCGCCUGACCCGGCCUCCGCGGAGACUGACGCGGACUCGCCGUCGCUGCUGGGCCGCAAGCUGUCAAGCCAGGAGCCGCCUGCACCGCCGGGGCCUUUUACCGUCGCUUCAAUCGAAGAGGCGCAAGAUGUGGGGACCACGCCACCCGACGCGGUCCCCGGCGUGAUGCGAGACUUUGCCGAUUGGAAGAUCCCAGCUGCAGAGGCGGUGUGGUGGCGGAGGGGGCAGCGGCGGGCAACGAGCGACGACUGGGGAGAGCCGGGGCGGCGAGCCUCAGGGAGCCGAGUGGCGACUGGGACCUCCCCCCCGCUGGAAGCGCGAGGGGCAGCGUCCGUGCUCACCUCCUCGGGCGCCGCAGCUGCUACUCCGGCGGCGGAUACCGAUGGGGCCGAAAUGAUGCUGUGGCGCAUUGACCCCUCCGCUUGCCUCUCCCAGUAUGAUGAGGACAGCCCGACGGCACAGGCUCCAAGAAGCCCCCGUUUUGGCGGAAGUGCAUCAGAUGUGAGAGAUGGAGACAGCAGCAACGACGACAAUCAUGGCCCGGAGGACCUGAGCGUGGACUGCACCUUUGUGAACGAGAGCGUGCUGCUGAGGCACAGCGGUGCAAUAGGGCGGUACGACGACGGCGGCGGCGACGCCAUGGUGACGUCCUCCCGAGCAGACAGGCGCCCUGUCCAACAGGCAGCUUGCUGGACACCUACAACCCCGAGCAGUGGCCGCAAGGGCUCCGCAGCCGGCAGAGAGACCACGUACAUUUGCAAUGACAGCCUGGACGACCUCUUUGACAGAACCUGUGAUGGAGAGGAGUACGUGUCCUUCUGCCUGAAUGACCAGUCGACCGUCGCUCACCCACGCAGUAAUGACCAGAAGAUCAUCGCUGACCCACGAAGCUCUGACCAGGAGACCAUCGCUCACCCACGCAACUUGGCGCGGAGCAGCCCGGGUUUGCGUACGUGGAUGUGGUGCGGAAUAAAGACGAGCGGAGGAAGCUGCAGGGCUUCUCCUGCAAGCAGUGCGAGAACGCUAUUUAAAAGAGGAAGACGAACCAGCCAAUCGCGUGCGUCGCAAGCGGCCGUACAAGGCCACCUUCUCACCUGCACGAAAGUGAUCUGCUGGCGGACAGGGGACAGGCCCAACUAUCGGCGUCGCUCCGGGACAGAGUCUUCCUCCGCCCUCACUCCUGGGCUGCAAUGCCACGGUCCACACAUUCCUGGCGAGCCACGCAAUAGAAAGAUCGCAUGCGGGCAGGUCACGUGACAGUGUUGUGAUGUCAUCACCUGGCGCCGUGAUGUCACGUUGCACGCGUGUGCAUGCACACGCAACCCACUAAUCACAUCCUCGCCUUUAGGUUUCUUCUCGUCUUGUUCUCUCAUCACUUUCCUCUUCCCUCUGCAGCGCUGUCAUUCCCUAUCUCUUGGCGAGAUGCUAACUACCUCGCCUGGUAUCCAGGAGGUCGUGGGUUCGAUCCUGACCCUGACGCCUGCUGUAUAUAUUUGGAGUUUGCGUGUCUGUCUCUCGUUGUGGUCGCGUGGAUUUUUCUCCGGGUCCUCCGGAUUUUCCCUCCACGUUUCGAAACACGCGUUUCAAGUAUUUGCUAUAAAUUUACACACGAUGAUAAGCCACUUUGUCGAGCUAUCAUUUGUGAUGGCCAGGUCGCUUCUGAAAAAUAACUUGCACAACUCGGUGCGCCUUAACUGGUAAAAAUAAAAACUUGUUUAAUAGCUUUUAGUUUAUGUACAUAGGUUGAAUUUAUUUCACGCCACCCGCGUAGCCAACCAUGUAUCUUUUAACAUGGGAACUUUUUUCCCAAUAUGAAAAAAUAAGAGUUGGUUUUACUCUUUCUGACAAUAAAACUAGUGUUAAGAUGUUAAGACAGCGCAUUUAUCAAAGCAUGUUUUGUUUGCAUAUACGUGUGGUUAAUGCAGACAUGAUUCCUUGCAAAAGGUUUCUAUUUGGUGUUUGAACAUUUUAACGCCUGCUUUAUUGCCAGAAAGGAUAGAACCCAUUCUUAUUUUUUUCACACGUGUAUCUUUUGUCCGUAUCCACUUCAUCUCGUCCGGCCGUCCCACUGAGAUUGUCCGCCAGUUGAAGAACCCUGAUCCGCACGGUCCUCGGAUUGCAUGUCAGAUUUUAUUUUUUUUCGUUUGACACUGUUGGGAACUCGAGAGGCGUAAGCGCCGUGGUGACGUUACCGCCAUUUACAUUUACUGGCGAAUGGCGGUUGUUGCCGCCCUAAGGCAGCUCACCUCUGUAGAUGAGCUUCCUUCAGGCUCCCUCCAGUGGAGCCGAUUCUGCUAUCAGUGGUAUUGACGAGCAAUUGCAAGGGCUGCGCCUCUACUGUGAUCACUGAACAAAUGUUUUCUUGUACCACGUAUAUUUUUUAUACUGCACGGUGCUGUCUGAACAAUAUGCCAUGGGGCUUAUAGAGAAACCCCCAAAUGCGACCGCAUCUCAAGACGCUUAGACAAACGGUAAGAAUAUUAACUUCAGAGGCGGUCAUAAGGUCUCUGCGAGUCUGCGGGUGUCCGUGAGUAUGUGGUCUCUAGGCAGCAGUGCAUGUCGCUUAACACCCACUCCCUUGUGUGCCACAAUGCCGGCCUUCAUUCUGAAGAGUGACCACCUGAGGGAUCCGAAAUGGCGGGAGCAGUCCCUUCAAGACG
Messenger RNA from Lethenteron reissneri (Far Eastern brook lamprey), 3722 nucleotides. RefSeq lists its product as uncharacterized. The record is from RefSeq and is a predicted model, not a curated record. NCBI's taxonomy places the organism in Eukaryota, Metazoa, Chordata, Hyperoartia, Petromyzontiformes, Petromyzontidae.